ACUCAGAAAAUGGGAUUUAAUAAAAUCAUCCUCCGAUUUAAGACAAGUAAGUGGACAUAACCGGCGCUGACAUUCCGCUGUGUACUUCCCGGCUUGACUUGGCUUCUUCUCAACCUGAAGUUCUUAGUCUGAAAGCUCCAACCGUCGAAGACCUUCAACCUCUCGAAACUCCUCUCAGCAAUGCCUACUCAAGUCGUCGUCAACCUCUUUGCCGGCCUGCAGCCGCUUUGUCUACAGCUUUCUGAUGACUCCGGUGCCGGGUCCGUCAAUCAGAGGAAGCAGCUUACUGUGGAAGAUCUGAAGAACCAGAUCUCAUCUGUGCUUCCGUUACAUCCCACCGACCAGCUCUUAACAACCGAAGGUGGUCGCCCCGUCUCUGAUGAGUUGCCUCUAUUCCCUCACAACGACCUCGAGGAUGGAAAUGACUGCGCCGAGGCGGGACGGUUUCCACUAGUUUUCAACCUGCUGGUCAGGGUUCCCGGCGGGAAAGGAGGAUUCGGGAGCAUGUUGAGAGCACAGGGUGGAAAAAUGGCGUCGCAAAAGACGACGAAUUUUGAAGCGUGUAGGGAUCUGUCGGGAAGGCGGCUCAAGACCAUGAAUGAUGCCAAAAAACUUGCAGACUAUCUUGAAAAAGAACCUGAACGCAAACGAAAACGGCAAGAGGAGUUGAUCCAAAAGCUGGAGAAGGACCUGCAGGAGCCUGAGAAGCGAAAGAUUCGGUUCCACGAUCCAGAUUUUGUUAAAAACCAUGAGGAAGUGAUGGAUGAUAUCCAGGACGCCGUCGUGAAAGCGCUGAAAAAUGCUCCGGUGGGCGCGGCCCUGAAGGUCAAGAAUGUGGAGAAGGUGACGGUCAAGCCGGCGGCGGACCUAUCACAGUGGGAUGACCUAUCCGGACCUGAAGAUUCGGACGAUAGUAGUGAGGAGGAGGAGGAGGAUGAUGAGGAGGUCAUCAAACCUGCAGCGGAAACAAAUACGAAGGGAGCCAAGUGGGUCGAGGUGGAAUCAGACAGCUCCUGCGAAGAGAACAAAAUCAGCGCUGAACAGGUCAUCGAAAAGGCGAAGGCAACGGUGUAACCGGAGGGCUAGAUGGAGCGCAUCACAUUUUUGGAAUUUGAAGAAGUUUUUCAUGUA
This is a messenger RNA of Fimicolochytrium jonesii, 1131 nucleotides long. Its product is annotated as telomere stability and silencing-domain-containing protein. The record is from RefSeq and is a predicted model, not a curated record. The transcript has 3 exons. Gene Ontology annotation, cellular component: nucleus. Lineage: Eukaryota; Fungi; Chytridiomycota; Chytridiomycetes; Spizellomycetales; Powellomycetaceae. Bases 181 to 1074 code for a protein of 297 amino acids.